This is a messenger RNA of Staurois parvus, 390 nucleotides long. The record is from the annotation of a GenBank genome assembly. NCBI's taxonomy places the organism in Eukaryota, Metazoa, Chordata, Amphibia, Anura, Ranidae.
AGGAUCUAAACCUUAUCUCAAUGCUUGUGGACAAUGCUACAAUUGGUGAAUGGAACCUUCAAGGACUUCCUAGUGAUGACCUGUCUAUCCAGAAUGGAAUUAUUGUUACCAAAGCAUCUCGUUUUUCCACUUCUUAUUGACCCACAGGGUCAAGGGAAAAUAUGGAUUAAAAAUAAAGAGAAGAAUAAUGAACUACAGGUGACAUCUCUGAAUCACAAGUAUUUUAGAACUCACCUGGAGGACAGUUUGUCUUUGGGAAGACCCCUUAUGAUUGAAGACGUUGGGGAGGAGCUCGAUCCAGCACUUGACAAUGUUCUUGAGAAAAACUUUAUUAAAUCUGGAUCAACAUUUAAAGUAAAGGUUGGUGAUAAGGAAGUGGACGUUAUGAAA